Spodoptera littoralis (African cotton leafworm) is the source of this 210-nucleotide messenger RNA. Lineage: Eukaryota; Metazoa; Arthropoda; Insecta; Lepidoptera; Noctuidae. The record is from the annotation of a GenBank genome assembly.
AUGAAAAGCAGUCUGUGCCUAUCGUGGAUGGAUACUCGAUAUCAGAAAGGAGUUACGAGUGCGUUGCCAGUAUUUUGGAGGGGAAGCGUGGAUAUGAGACACACGGCGAAAAAUAACGCAAGUGUUGUUUUAAGUCGGUUUUCUGUGAGAUUGGUACGACUUCAGUUACAGCUCACACAACACAUUCGUGUAAAUUGUAGAAGCAUUUAA